Messenger RNA from Lodderomyces jiufengensis, 3246 nucleotides. RefSeq names its product DNA-directed DNA polymerase delta (gene POL3). Bases 1 to 3246 code for a protein of 1081 amino acids. The transcript has a single exon. Gene Ontology annotation, molecular function: 3'-5'-DNA exonuclease activity; DNA-directed DNA polymerase activity; DNA binding. Lineage: Eukaryota; Fungi; Ascomycota; Pichiomycetes; Serinales; Debaryomycetaceae. The record is from RefSeq and is a predicted model, not a curated record. Gene Ontology annotation, biological process: DNA replication proofreading; base-excision repair, gap-filling; DNA-templated DNA replication. Gene Ontology annotation, cellular component: delta DNA polymerase complex.
AUGAUGUCUGGAAAGAGACCGUUUGAGGAGAUUCAUCAGGAUCAAGCACAUUCGUUACCAGUAGCAUCACAAAUUGCAUCAGCAACUUCAUCAUUUGAAUUAACCCCUUCACAAGAAAAAUUAUUAAAAAAAGUUAAAAGACCUAAUGGAUCUGAAGAACCUUCUGAAUUUGAAAAAGAAUUACUUGAUAUGACUCAAGCUGCACAAACUUUGGGGUCAGAAGAAGAUCAAAAUUGGGCUAGACCUGAAUUAUCAAAGAGUUUUAAUCCUAAUUUAAAUGAUGUAUCCUUCCAACAAUUAGAUGCAGAAGAAUAUAGUGAUCAUGAUUCAACUUAUGCAAGGUUUUUUGGAAUAACUCAAGAAGGGCAUUCAGUAUUAUGUAAUGUAAUAGGAUUUGUACAUUAUUUUUAUUCACCAGUACCUAAGGGAUUUAUUAAAGAUCAACAUUUAAGAAAAUUUACAAAUUAUUUAAAAUCAAACUACGAUGGAGUAGUAGAUGUUGAAAUUACAUUAAAAGAAUCCAUAUGGGGAUUUAACAACAAUAUCAAAACUCCAUUUUUCAAAAUAUAUGUCAAUUGUAAUAAGAAUAUAACUAGAUUAAGAACUGCUUUUGAAAAAGCAGAAAUAAGAUUUGAUGAUUUAUUUCCAUUACAACAAAGUGUUGUAUAUGAUAAUAUAAAUUAUUUAUUAAGAUUAAUGAUUGAUUGUAAAAUUACUGGUAUGUCUUGGAUAACAUUACCAAAAACAAAAUAUAAAAUGGUUACAAAUGAGAUUUCAACUUGUCAAAUUGAAUGUAAUAUAAAUUAUAAAGAUUUGAUAACUCAUCAAUCAGAAGGAGAUUGGUUAAAAAUGGCCCCAUUACGUAUAUUAUCAUUCGAUAUUGAAUGUGCUGGUAGAAAAGGUAUUUUCCCAGAAGCUGAUCAAGAUCCUGUUAUCCAAAUUGCAAAUGUUGUACUGAGGUUGGGAGAGACAAAACCAUUUGUAAGAAAUGUAUUUACUGUUAAUACUUGUUCAUCAAUUAUCGGUUCACAAAUAUUUGAACAUGAAAAAGAAGAAGAAAUGUUAUUACAUUGGAAAGAUUUUAUAAAUGAAGUUGAUCCUGAUGUUAUAAUUGGUUAUAAUACUACAAACUUUGAUAUACCUUAUAUUCUUGAUAGAGCAAAAGCUUUGAAGCUAAAUAAUUUCCCAUAUUUUGGUAGACUAAAACAUGUAAAACAAGAAAUCAAAGAUGCAGUUUUUAGUUCAAGAGCUUAUGGUACAAGAGAAAAUAAAGUUGUAAAUAUAGAUGGAAGAAUGCAAUUGGAUUUAUUACAAUUUAUUCAAAGAGAAUAUAAAUUAAGAUCAUAUACACUAAAUUCAGUAUCGGCUCAUUUUUUAGGUGAACAAAAAGAAGAUGUGCAACAUUCGAUUAUUACUGAUUUACAGAAUGGUACAAAAGAAACAAGAAGAAGGUUGGCUGUUUAUUGUCUAAAAGAUGCAUUUUUACCACUAAGAUUAUUGGAUAAGCUAAUGUGUUUAGUUAAUUAUACAGAAAUGGCAAGAGUAACUGGUGUUCCUUUCUCAUACUUAUUAGCAAGAGGUCAACAAAUUAAAGUUAUAUCACAAUUAUUCAGAAAAUGUCUACAAGAAGAUAUUGUUAUUCCAAACAUGAAGAGUGAAGGUUCAAAUGAAGAAUAUGAAGGUGCUACAGUUAUUGAACCAGAAAGAGGUUAUUAUGAUGUACCAAUUGCAACAUUAGAUUUCAGUUCUUUAUAUCCUUCAAUUAUGAUGGCUCAUAACUUAUGUUAUACAACUUUAUUAAGUCGAAACUCCAUAAAUGCAUUUAAUUUAAGUGAAGAAGAUUACACGAAGACCCCCAACGGAGAUUAUUUUGUUAAUUCAAACAAAAAACAAGGUAUAUUACCAACUAUUCUUAAUGAAUUAUUAACUGCUAGAAAAAAAGCUAAAAAUGAUUUGAAAAAAGAAACUGAUCCUUUUAAAAAAGAUGUGCUUAAUGGUAGACAAUUAGCUUUAAAAAUUUCAGCCAAUUCAGUAUAUGGUUUCACAGGAGCAACAAUUGGGAAAUUACCUUGUUUGGCAAUUUCUUCAUCUGUCACUGCUUUUGGUCGUGAAAUGAUUGAAAAAACCAAAAAUGAAGUUCAAGAACAAUACUCCAAGAAAAAUGGUCAUCCUCAUGAUGCAAAAGUCAUAUAUGGUGAUACUGAUUCAGUAAUGGUAAGAUUUGGUUAUCAAGAUUUAGAAACAUGUAUGAAAUUAGGGGAAGAAGCUGCAAAUUUAGUUUCGGAAAAAUUUAAAAAGCCUAUAAAGUUGGAAUUCGAAAAAGUUUAUUUCCCAUAUUUAUUAAUUAAUAAAAAGAGAUAUGCAGGUUUAUAUUGGACAAAUCCUAAUAAAUUUGAUAAAAUGGAUACAAAGGGAAUUGAAACAGUUAGAAGAGAUAAUUGUCGUUUAGUACAAAAUGUUAUUACAAAAGUUUUGGAAUUUAUAUUGGAAGAAAGAAAUGUUGAAAAAGCUCAAAGAUUUGUCAAACAAACUAUAGCAGAUUUAUUACAAAAUAGAGUUGAUCUUUCUCAAUUAGUUAUUACAAAAGCUUAUUCAAAACAUGAUUAUUCUGCAAAACAAGCGCAUGUUGAACUAGCAGAAAGAAUGAAAAAAAGAGACCCUGGUUCAGCUCCAACUUUAGGGGAUAGAGUUGCUUAUGUGAUCAUAAAAUCCGGAAGUGAUAAAAAUUAUGAAAAAUCAGAAGAUCCAUUAUAUGUAUUGGAAAAUUCAUUACCUAUUGAUGUAAAAUACUAUUUAGAACAACAAUUAACAAAACCUUUAGAAAGAAUUUUCGUCCCUAUUUUAGGAGAAUCAAAAACAAAAGAAUUAAUAGAAGGUGCACAUACAAGAACAAUAAAAGUAUCAGCUCCCAAAACAGGUGGAUUAAUGAGAUUUGCCAAAAAAUCAGAAUUAUGUGUUAAUUGUAAAACUCCAUUAAAAGACAACAAUAAAGGUGCAUUAUGUGAAAAUUGUAUCAGAGAAGAUAAAGGUCCACAAUUAUAUUCAAAUGCAUUAUCUCAAAUGAAUUAUUUAGAAAAUAAAUUUUCAAGAUUAUGGACUGAAUGUCAAAGAUGUCAAGGUUCUUUAUUUCAAGAAGUUCUAUGUUCUAAUAAAGAUUGUCCAAUUUUUUAUAUGAGAAAAAAAGUGCAAAAAGAUGUUCAUCAACAAGCUUUGGAAUUGGUUAAAUGGGAUCAAACUAAUUGGUAA